Molecule: messenger RNA, 995 nt
Organism: Chilo suppressalis (striped riceborer)
Lineage: Eukaryota; Metazoa; Arthropoda; Insecta; Lepidoptera; Crambidae
Source: the annotation of a GenBank genome assembly
GCAAAAGUAAAAUGGCGCCAACGCGACUCGUUGCUUAAUUAAAACAAGGCGUCUUUUCCUUUGUUAUAGUGCUUAAAAGUAUUGUAAGUGCUGUUAAUUUUGUUCCUUUAUUCGUAAAACAUUCGCUAAGAAAGUGUGAGUGCAAAGAUAGGCAGAAUACUAUGUACCCAGCACGGCUACGCUUCCCAUCAACUUCUUCGACGGACGAUAAUGAGAGUGGAACAGAUGGCGAGGCGGACCGGUCUCGACGCGCGAGCCUCAUGCACGGGCACGGCGCUCCGCCGCCUGGCCUUGUGGCGGUGCGCAAGCGACGUGGAAAUCUGCCCAAACAUUCCGUCAAGAUACUCAAGCGGUGGCUGUUUGACCACAGAUACAACGCGUACCCUAGCGACGCUGAAAAACUAACGCUCAGUCAAGAGGCUAAUUUAACAGUCUUGCAAGUAUGCAACUGGUUCAUAAACGCCCGGCGGCGCAUCCUGCCCGAGAUGAUCCGUCGCGAGGGGCACGACCCGCUGCACUACACCAUCUCCAGGCGCGGCCGCAAGCAGCCCGCUGGCGCGCCUUCGACGGCCAGCGGCUCCGGCGUUAUGAUCGCAACGUGGGACGGCGCCGAGGGCGAAGGCGAGGUCGAGGGUGAGGUCGAAGGCGUAGUCGGCGGUUCCCACGAGUACACCGAAGGGCUUCUAGUAUACCGCAGCGACGCCGACGGAGACGACGCGGCCGACGGCGAAGAAGGAUAUUCCUCCAGCGCAGUUAGUGAGGAAGAGGUCAAAUACGACCCUUCUGUGUGGCAGUCCGUCAUACGGUACGGGCCCGAAGAUGGACCCCACGUGGCCGCUAGAGGGACUGCAGCAGUAGUGACGGUGGUGCCAGCUAGCGGAGGCGGUAACGCGGGCGAGGGGGAGCGAGACAAGUUCAAAUGUCUGUAUCUACUCGUGGAGACCGCCGUCGCCGUGCGGCAACGGGAGAAGGAGGCCGAGCAGCUGCCCGUCUAG